GGGAUCUCACGCCAGCUCAAUUUGAUUGACGGCCUCUUGUUCGAUACGCUUUUUUACGUAGAAAGAGCGUCCUGGAAUUAUCCGGUCUCUCUCGUUCACCUUGACGUGUGCGGUUCCGUGCACAAAUUACGUUUGCCGGUAGCCGCCUAGGUCCGGAAAAAUUGAGAGAUAAAUUGUGAUUGAGAGUAAUCUCUCAUCGAGAUAAAUUGUAGGUUCAAAGUGCAGCGUCGCAGCCUCCACAAGUUGAGUUUUAUAGCAAUUAAAUAAUAUUAACUGUGCCUUGUGGUUAGAAUGUGUUAUUUUUCAAUUUAUUUUUUUUUGUGCAAAGCGCAUGUGAUGAAACUAAUCAUAUUGGGCAAUGUUUUUUCAUCGAUACUGCUAUCUUUUCGAAUUCCAUGUCUGUUUUACAUAGCUUCUUGUUAAAUUCGCAAUCUAUCUCGAUGGCGCCUCUGACGACAUAAUACCACAUGACUAUAUUUGAUGCAAAACUGCGUGAAGCGUUAGCAUGAAAUUGCACCUUUACAAAGCAACGAAACACGUGCGUAAUCCAAAUGUGAUAUUUUAAUCGUACAGCGUGGUUAAAAGUUUAGAACAAUCCAGAGUUGACUGCAAUAAUUAUUCAAAUUCAAGAAAUCAUUUGUUAAGGACUAUGAAUUUUCGAACGCAACUGCUGAAAAUUCUCAUUUAAGGUUAUCUUAUCGCUCGUAAUAUAAUGCCGAAUUCUACCUCCGGACAUUAGUGAUGAAUGAUAAUCCUUCGUGAGGAACUUUAGAACGAUACCAUUAUGUCCGAAGUCCAAGAAGGAACGAUAAAACACAAAUUACAUCGUGACCGCAAUGCGGGGCGAAAAGCAGACAAGAAGAAAUCCAAGAACGAGCACGUUCAGGAGCUCACCGAUAAACAGAAAAACCCAAAAGCCUUCACAUUCAACUCAGCUAUAAGGGCUGAGCGUCGUUUCAGACGCAAACAAGAUAUUGAUACAAAAAAACAACACAUACCGCUGGUAGAUAGAACCCCCUUGGAACCACCUCCAGUCCUAGUGGCUAUAGUGGGACCCCCAAAAGUUGGUAAGUCCAUGCUGAUUCAAUGUUUGAUAAAAAGCUUUACCAGGCAACCACUGAGCAAUAUCGUAGGUCCUGUUACCGUUGUAUCAGGCAAAAAGAGGCGCAUCACAUUUAUGGAAUGUAACAAUGAUAUAAACAGCAUGAUAGAUAUCGCUAAAGUUGCAGACCUGGUUCUGCUCCUAGUCGAUGCGUCGUUUGGUUUUGAAAUGGAAAUCUUUGAGUUUCUGAACAUAUGCCAGGUUCAUGGCAUGCCACGAAUUAUGGGUGUUUUAACUCACCUUGAUUGUAUAAAAAAUGCCAAACAGCUUAGAAAAAUCAAAAAAACAUUGAAGCAUAGAUUCUGGACAGAAGUCUAUGCUGGUGCCAAACUGUUUUACUUAUCUGGUCUUCUCCAUGAUGAAUAUCUCCGCAAUGAAGUAAAAAACCUUGCUCGUUUUAUCUCAGUCAUAAAGUUUAGACCUCUUACCUGGAGGACCACACAUCCAUACUUGUUGGCAGACAGAAUAGAAGACUUAACGCCACCUGAAUCCAUGAGACAAAAUCCAAAAGUAGAUAGAACUAUUAGUCUGUAUGGCUAUGUCCGCGGGGUCCCUCUCAAUAAAGAAAGUUCGGUUCACAUACCAGGCUGUGGGGAUCUUAGGAUCAAGGAUGUCAGUUUCCUAGCUGAUCCAUGCCCACUACCUGAGCAGCUGAAGAAGAGAUCCCUUGUAGAAAAGGAACGAUUAAUUUAUGCUCCAUUUUCUGGAGUGGGUGGAAUUGUUUAUGAUAAAGAUGCCGUCUAUGUUGAAUUAGGAGGCAGCCAUUCCCAUCAUGAAAAAGAAGGACAAAAUACAGAAUUAGUAAACUCUCUCAUGGAUACACAGGAAACUAUUGACAAAAAAUUACGGCACAGUGAAAUGCAGAUUUUCAGUGGUGCUGAGCCAAUUAAAUCUGAGGAUGUUAGAGACAAUAUUAAUACUAGCUUAAAAAAUGAAGCGAUCAUUGGGGAAAACUGGAUCAGGCGAAAGGUGAUAUUUAAUGAUGAGAGAGAAGAAGAACUUGAGGGAAUUGGUGACAAUGAUGACAAGAAGGGUGAUGACGGCAUAGUAGAAUCUGACAUGGACGAGAGUGAUUUAGAAUCAGACACGAGCAAAGCCAGCAAGAGGAAACUUCCACAAGAAAACAAAACGAGUAAUAAAAAACAGAGAACAGCAAGUGCGACUCUACUGGAUACAACUGAAGAGAGUGAAGAUGACGAGAGCACCGAAUCAAAUGACUCGAAGACUGUGAACACCUCUGGAAAAAGUAGGGACAAGACGGAAGAUGAACACCUGUAUCGCGGUCUUAGUAAUAAUCCAGACAGCCAUAUAAAGGAUAAGAUCUCUGAAGCAUUGAAUCUAAUAAGUAAACACAAACCGAAAAAAUUGGAGCAUAAUGAAUCAGAGACUGAUCUAAGCGAAAAUGAGAGUUUUGAUGAUGAAAGUGAGGAUGAUUUUGAGCUCCAUGCAAAAGAUGACAACUUUUUGAAUGAGGUUAAAGAAGAAGAUGAUGAUGAUGAUGAUGCUGAAGAGGAGGAAGACAAAGAGGAUAAAGAAGAAGAAAAUGAAUUGCAAUGGAAAUCCAAUCUCACAGAAAAAGCGAGCACAGCUUUCACCAAUCGGAAAAAAUCGCGGGCAAAUAUAAUGAAAAUCGUAUAUGGUACAUUUGACAAAUCUUUGGCAGAAGAGAAUGAAGUCGCUUCUGAAAACGAAAAUGAAGAGCAAGACAUUGGGGGUAUUUUCCACAUUGUACGAAAACAGCAGACAAAAAAAAUAGAAGAACGAGAACUGAGAAAUCAAGAAGAAAGUGUCUUUUACUCCAAAGAAUUGACACACGAUUGGUUAUUAGAUGACAACAAACCACUGCUGAUCAAUCGAUUUGUGACUGGUAAAUGGAAGGGAUCUGAGGAUGCUGCGGAGCUUUUAAAAUUGGAUGACCUCGAGGAUAACGAAGAGCUGUAUGGGGACUUCGAAGACUUAGAAACGGGAGAAAAGCAUCAAUCCGAUGCCCCAAAGGAGAUGACUACAAAUGAAGCAGAAGAACGCCGUAAUCUUAUAGAAAAAAAGCGUAAGCUCAAGGAAAAAUUCGAUUCUGAAUAUGACAAAGGAGAUGACAAAUCCUAUUAUGACGAACUGAAAUCUGAAGUAGACAGACAAGCACAACUGAACAAAUCAGAAUUUGAAGGGAUCGCUGAUGAUGUUAGAGUACAGCUUGAAGGAUAUCGACCAGGGAUGUACAUCCGUGUAGAACUUGAUUCUGUUCCCUGCGAACUACUGACCAACUUAGAUCCAACAUACCCCUUAAUAGUUGGCGGACUUCUGCAUGGAGAAGAAAACAUUGGUUUUGUACAAACUCGGAUAAAGAAACAUCGUUGGCAUAAAAAAAUUCUGAAGACUAAAGAUCCACUCAUAAUUUCCGUCGGUUGGAGAAGAUUCCAAACUAUACCAGUAUAUUCUAAACUCGAAGACGAUCUGAAAAAUAGAAUGCUUAAAUACACACCUGAACACGUUACUUGUAUGGCUCAUUUUUGGGGGCCGAUUACUCCUCAAGGAACUGGAGUACUCGCAGUGCAAGAUGUGGUCGCCAGACAAGCUGGAUUCCGCAUAGCAGCAACAGGUUCAAUUGUUGAAUUGGAUAAAUCAACUUGCAUAGUCAAGAAAUUGAAACUUACAGGCGUUCCCUUGAAAGUAUACAAGAAGACAGCUUUCAUCAAAGGGAUGUUUAAUUCCAGCUUAGAAGUAGCGAAGUUUGAGGGUGCAAAGCUGAGAACAGUGUCAGGUAUCCGGGGUCAAAUCAAGAAGGCGAGUUCCAAACCAGAAGGAAGUUUCCGUGCAACCUUUGAGGAUAAGAUACUGUUAAGUGACAUCGUUUUCUGUCGUACAUGGUACAAAGUUGAUGUCCCACGUUUCUACUCUCCUGUAACUUCUCUACUGUUGCCACCAAAUAAGAAGAAUCAAUGGCGAGGAAUGAAGACCACAGGGCAGCUGAAGAGGGAAAAUAGUUUGAAGGCCCAAGCGAACUUAGAUUCCCUUUACACACCUAUUGAGAGAGAACCAAAAGUAUUCAAGCCUCUGAUCAUCCCAAGAACCCUGCAAAAAGUUUUGCCUUACAAAGAUAAGCCAAAAUUACCGCAAGUUCCUGGUAAACUUAAGCCAAAACUAGAGGAUCAACGUGUUGCGGUAAUCAGGGAGCCUAAAGAAGAAAAGAUUGCCAAAUUAAUGAGAAUGCUUAGAACUUCAUACAGCCAUAAACAAGAACAAUUGAAGGAGUCUAUGAAUAAAAGAAUCACCGCCCAUCAAGCCCGUAUGGAAAUAGAGGAAGCAAGGAAAAUGGGUAGGCAAAGGGAACUGAAAAAACAAGUGUUCAGAAAACUUAGUAAAGCUGAAGCUAAAAAUAAAAAUAAAAAAAGGUGAAGCCUAACAUCUACAGAGAAUAUUUUUAGUCGAAUUUGUUGUAUAGAGCAUAACGAAAAAACAAAAAUCUGCAAACUUUGUUGAAUAUCUUAGGACUUAUACCAAAACUGUUAUGUACUGAUAUGUUUGAUCUGCGGUAUGAUUUCUUAUGCGAUUUAUAAUAAAUUAUGUUCUCAUACUUUUCAAACCUCAUAAAAA
Messenger RNA from Athalia rosae (coleseed sawfly), 4693 nucleotides. Its product is annotated as ribosome biogenesis protein BMS1 homolog. The record is from RefSeq and is a predicted model, not a curated record. Gene Ontology annotation, cellular component: nucleus; 90S preribosome. The transcript has a single exon. Gene Ontology annotation, biological process: endonucleolytic cleavage of tricistronic rRNA transcript (SSU-rRNA, 5.8S rRNA, LSU-rRNA); maturation of SSU-rRNA from tricistronic rRNA transcript (SSU-rRNA, 5.8S rRNA, LSU-rRNA); ribosome biogenesis. NCBI's taxonomy places the organism in Eukaryota, Metazoa, Arthropoda, Insecta, Hymenoptera, Athaliidae. The coding region runs from base 785 to 4495 and encodes 1236 amino acids. Gene Ontology annotation, molecular function: U3 snoRNA binding; GTP binding; GTPase activity.